ACUCGCCUCGUUUAGAAUAGCUGCGGUGCUGGAGUAGUCUACACUCGUCGCCUGAUAGUUCAAGACAAAACGGAACAUCGAACCUUUUUCAUUUGAUUUAUUUGGUUCGAUUUAAAUCCUCUUCUCACACAAGAUGUGACUCUUUUCAAAGAACAGACUAAUACCUUAGAAUAUCCAUGUCGUUCAGGAUAGCUGGGAGAGAGAACGUCAAUGGUUUUUCUACGAAUGGAAGUUAUUUGUUGUGAAUUGUUUUGAAUAUGUUAUUCCGAAGUGAGUUUGUUUUUUGUUUGUCUCCGUUCGUCGUGGACCUUUAAUUUGGAAUCUAACGACGAAAUCCAGAUCGUCAAGGGAAACCCAAAGCGAGGAUUCUACAAAGCCAGAGAGCUCACAGACCGGGGAUUUAAAUUGUUUGGUGUGCUCCGGGAGAAGCGAGAGUCAAAGAAAGAAAUUCAUGUGGCCAUUCUCUCUUUAGCAAAACAUUUUGGAUUGCAGAAUGAGCAAGGAAAGACCUAAGAGGAAUAUCAUCCAAAAGAAAUACGAUGACAUAGAUGGGAUCCCCUGGUCAGAGGAGAGGGAUGUGAGGAAGGUGCUCUAUCUCUCCCUGAAGGAGUUCAAGACUGCUCAGAAAAGGCAGCUUGGAGAUGGAACCAAAUACACAAAUGGUUCUCAUGCCCGCGGCCAGCUCAACGGCUUGGGGCAGAAGGGCCACAAGGCUGACGGGUUGCGGUUCCAGAGCACCGAUGGCAGCAGCGAGUACUCUGAGGAUGGUCCUGCCAAGAAGAGGCCCAGACUGCAAGCGCAGAGGAAGUUUGCCCAGUCUCAGCCCAACUCUCCCAGCACCACGCCGGUCAAGGUGUCUGAUACCGCCCUGCCCGCCCCCUCCGCUCACAUCAGAGACAUCUCCAGACGGAAACCCAAGACUGAGGACUUCCUCACCUUCCUCUGCCUGAGAGGUUACUCCUCCUGGCCAAAUGAAGGUUUGUCAGCGUUGCCCAGUAACAUGGCGUACUUUGGGAGCUCUCAGGAUGAAGAUGAGCUGGAUGACGAUGAAGAGGAAUACGAGGAUGUGAAGCCAGACAUCAGCGUGGCGUCUACUUCCUGUCAGUCCACGCCCAGGAAGGGCAAACCCCCAGGGAAACAUGCCGUCAACGGCCACGUGUUGAAUGGCCACAGCAAGUCGCCCCGGGACAGCCACAAGCCCAGAGGGAAGGAGUGGGUGCAGGUGAGGGAGCGCAGUGAGAGGGCCGAGGCCCGGAGGGAGCAGGCCCUCAGCCAGCCAGAGGCCACAGCCAGGGGCCACACUACCAAUGGACUGCCUCACAGGAGGGCUGCAGAGGAGCCCCGAAAGCAGGUCUUUAAAGUGAACGGCGUCACACGGCUCUCCCAGCCAGGCGUGCACACGGCCGGUGCCCAAAAAACGAAAGACUUCAGACUGCCGUCCAAAACUGUGAAGGGCCAAGUCACAUACACCAAAGCAAAACGAGAACUGGUCAAGAAAACCAAACUGAACCACCGCAAACACAGCACUGCUGCUUCCCAUAGAGCCAAUAGCAACAAUCACCACCGCCACCAGCGACUCCCCCUCUCCAACUCAGGAAAAGCCCAGAAUAGCAAAGCAAAAACACGCAAACAGGUGCUAUUAUCCAAUGGGGUGUACAAGGUGGCUAACGGGGGCAGUGUGCGCCUCAACGGUCGCAACUGUGCCAAGCAGGAGGUGGGCAGGCAGGGGCGUGAGGGGCUGAGGAACUCCAAGCGGAGGCUGGAGGUGGCGGUAGCAGCCAUCGGGGCGGUGGCUGACUCCCAGGGUCAGCUGGUCAUCCUGGAGAAUAACCCCAACCCUAACAAGACAAAACAGCACCAGACCAGCCCUCUGGAAACACGCAGUAAGAAAGCAUGUCAGGACAAGACCUUGGUCCCCAACGGACACAUUGUCAUGGAAACCACCCCUCCCCCGACCCUGCUAGCCCCACCCCCUCCCCCGACUCCUCCCACCACACCACUAGCCAAUCCAGAGCCAGAGCGUCAGCGGCCCAAGCGGGCGUCAGCCGGCAAGCUGAUGUUCAUCAGACAAGCACAGCAGCGGGGGCAGGUUGCCUCUAACCCUAACCACAACCGCUCAACUACCUCAGAAUCCCCUUGCCACACUUCUGGACACAACCCUGGACAUAUCCCUCACAAACCAGCAGAGCCCCGGCCUGACAGGGAGUGGGAAAGGGAGAAGGAGAGGGAGAGAGAGAGGGAGAGGGCGGAGAGGAGCAGGGUGAGCUGGGCGGCGUUGGGUGAGGCGCCAGUGUUCUGUCCCACCCAGCGGGAGUUCCAGGACCCCCUGGUGUACCUGGACUCUGUGCGGGAGGGGGCGGAGCCCUGCGGACUGUGUCGGGUGGUUCCCCCGGCUGACUGGCGCCCAGAGUGCAAACUGAACGAUGAGAUGCGCUUUGUGACCCAGGUGCAGCGCAUCCACAAGCUGGGCCGUCGCUGGGGCCCCAACGUACAGAGGCUAGCAUGCAUCAAGAAGCAUCUCAAAUCUCAGGGCAUCACCAUGGAAGACCCCCCGCUCAUCGGUGGCUGUGAGGUUGACCUGGCUCGGUUCUUCCAGCUGAUUAAUGACAUGGGUGGCAUGCAGCAGGUGAUGGACCUGAAGAAGUGGAGUAAACUGGCUGAUCUGCUGCGGAUCCCCAAGUCAGCCCAGGACCGUCUGGCCAAGCUGCAGGAGUCCUACCUCCAGUACCUGCUGUCGUAUGACUCUCUGUCCCCCGAGGAGCACCAACGCCUGGAGAGGGAGGUGCUGCAGGAGAAGGAGGGCUUGGAACGCCUCAGGGGGCCCCUGGAGGGCCACACAGAGAGGAACCUGGCCCUGCCGCGCUACGAGCCUAAGAACGGGCUGGCCGGCAGUCUGGUGCAGCGCAGCAACGGUCAACUGUGCAGCCGGCUGAAGGAGCUGGACAGUCAGCAGCUGAAGGUGGGACGCCGGAGGCUGUUCGCUCAGGAAAAGAAUAAUGGGGACAAGACACAGCAGGAGGAAGAGGAGGCGGAUAUGGAGAAAGGUGUUCUCAGUGACCAGCACAAGUGUAUUUACAAGGGGAAAUCUGUAUCUCUCACCAACUUCUUUAGGAUAGCCAGGAACACCAUGACCAUGUGCUUUAACAAAGAGCCCGGUGCUGCUGAGGUCGAGCAAGAAUACUGGAGGAUAGUGGAGCAGAGGCACUGCCAUGUGGCAGUGCAUUAUGGGAAAGUGGACACCAACACACACGGAAGUGGCUUCCCUGUGGGAAAGUCCGAGCCAUUUUCUAAACAUGGAUGGAACCUCACUGUCCUCCCAAAUAAUUCUGGAUCCAUUCUGCGGCAUCUUGGAGCCGUGCCCGGGGUGACCAUUCCCUGGCUGAACAUUGGCAUGGUCUUUUCUACCUCAUGCUGGUCUCGAGACCAAAACCGCCUUCCAUACAUUGAUUACUUACACACUGGUGCUGACUGCAUUUGGUAUUCUGUUCCUGCUGAAGAGAAGGUGAAGCUUGACAAGGUGGUUCACACACUGCUGCAGGCCAACGGGACCCCUGGGCUGGAGAUGCUGGAGAAGAACAUCAUGAUCUCUCCGGAGGUGCUUUGUCAAGAGGGUAUCAAGGUCCACCGCACCGUCCAGCAGAGUGGUCAGUUUGUGGUCUGCUUCCCUGGAACCUUUGUGUCCAAGGUCUGCUGUGGCUACAGUGUGUCGGAAACCGUUCACUUUGCCACCCCCCAGUGGAUGAACCUGGGAUACGAGGCUUCUAAGGACCUUAAAUGCCGGCACAUAGCCAAACCCUUCUCCAUGGAGAAGUUACUCUACCAGAUCGCCACGGCUGAAUCGAAACGCGAGAACGGACACCUUCUGACAACAAUCUCCGCUCUUCUCAAAGACCUCAGGAACAUAGAGAUGAGACAACGGCAGGAACUGUACGAGGCGGGGCUUCUGUCUUCUGCCCGCUACGGAACACACGACAACAACCUGGUGCCCGGCGACGGACGCAAGAAACCCAGGAAGUGGCUGGCGCUAGAGUCCUCAGAGAGACGCUGCCAGACCUGCCAACACCUCUGCUACCUGUCCAUGGUGGUCCAGGAGAAUGAGAACGUGGUCUUCUGUCUGGAGUGUGCUCUGAGAUACGUGGAGAAUCACAAGUCCUGCAGAGGCCUCAAGAUGAUGUAUCGUUAUGAUGAGGAGCAGAUCAACAGCUUGGUGAAGCAGGUGUGCGGCAAGGCCCUGGGGAAGACGACUGAGAAAUGUAAUGGUGCGAGCCCCUUUAAACCACCACCCAAACGCGGACCCCGGAAGAGAGCCACCGUGGAAGUGUCCCUGUCCCGCCUCUCCUCCCACCUGUCUCCAGCAGCCGUCUCCUAAGGACGUUAACCAUCCCCACUGCCCCUCCAUCUUAGUUUGGCCAAUCACUGUUGUCCUUUUUAAAGAAAUAAUAAAUAUUUCCAGCUUUUAAUGCCCCAAAUAUCCCCUAUCUAUGCCCCUUACCAUGACAAACAACCCCCCCAAUUAGUAUGGCAAACUUGUGAAAGCAAACUGUAUUUUUUUGCACUAGUACAGAAAAAACUAUUUUUCAGUUUAUUUUUUUUUUGGGGGGGGGGGUAGUUGAUGUCAUCCUUAGCAUUAAUUGAAAAGUUCACCGGUAAAUGUUGUGCCCCUUGCACUGUCCCCCUCUACACUUUUUGAGGAUAGGGUCAGAUUGGUCUUCCCUACCCACACUGCAGUCACACCCAUCGCCACCUGUCAACUGUGAACAAAGGGACGAACGGAGAAGGUGCUCCUUUUUCAUUUUUAUUGAAAGUAGAACCCAAAGUUUGCUCUCGUCUUUAGUUUUUGAAGAUGAAUUGUUUAUAUUCUCCUUUUUCACCUGCAGCAGCUCCUGUUGUUCAGGGUCUGUUGCUCCCUAACUCACGCCAGGUAAAACUUGAAAGGCAGAUGUUUUGGCUUGCUUGUUUUUAUUUUGGAUUUUAGCUUUGAUUUUAGUCUUCUGUGUUUAUUUUGUUGUUUUGUUCCUUGGUGGCUGUGGAACUAGCGGUGCCGUGGCUGUACGUCAGAAAUACAGCCUGGUGUGCCGUAUGUCAGAAACACAGACCUAGGUGCCGUGGCUGUACGUCAGAAAUACAGCCUGGUGUGCCGUAUGUCAGAAACGCAGACCUAGGUGCCGUGGCUGUACGUCAGAAAUACAGCCUGGUGUGCCGUAUGUCAGAAACGCAGACCUAGGUGCCGUGGCUGUACGUCAGAAAUACAGCCUGGUGUGCCGUAUGUCAGAAACACAGACCUCGGUGCCGUGGCUGUACGUCAGAAAUACAGCCUGGUGUGCCGUAUGUCAGAAACACAGACCUAGGUGCCGUGGCUGUACGUCAGAAAUACAGCCUGGUGUGCCGUAUGUCAGAAACGCAGACCUAGGUGCCGUGGCUGUACGUCAGAAAUGCAGACCUGGGUGCCGUUGGUCUCUGUGCCCGUAGUAGAAGGGAGGCCUCCUUCGCUAGCGAGUGAAAACUGUGCCUAAUACUCAGCAAGGAGAUCCAUCGUUUUUGGUGCUGUUGGUUAUUAUUACUGUAUAACAAUACAAAAGAAAGGUGAGGUGCUGGCUAACUACUACUCUCCUCUCCCACAGGGAUGAGGUUCAAGGUUUUCAUGUCCCACAGGGUUAGGGUUCUAGGCUCUCUUCUCCCACAGGGUUAGGUUAGGGUUCUAGGCUCUCUUCUCCCACAGGGUUAGGUUAGGGUUCUCGGCUCUCUUCUCCCACAGGGUUAGGUUAGGGUUCUAGGCUCUCUUCUCCCACAGGGUUAGGUUAGGGUUCUAGGCUCUCUUCUCCCACAGGGUUAGGUUAGGGUUCUAGGCUCUCUUCUCCCACAGGGUUAGGUUAGGGUUAUAGGCUCUCCUCUCCCACAGGGUUAGUUUAGGGUUAUAGGCCCUCCUCUCCCAAAGGGUUAGCUUAGGGUUCUAGGCUCUCCUCUCCCACAGGGUUAGGUUAGGGUUCUAGGCUCUCCUCUCCCACAGGGUUAGGUUAGGGUUCUAGGCUCUCCUCUCCCACAGGGUUAGGUUAGGGUUAUAGGCUCUCUUCUCCCACAGGGUUAGGUUAGGGUUCUAGGCUCUCUUCUCCCACAGGGUUAGGUUAGGGUUCUAGGCCCUCCUCUCCCAAAGGGUUAGCUUAGGGUUCUAGGCUCUCCUCUCCCACAGGGUUAGCUUAGGGUUCUAGGCUCUCCUCUCCCACAGGGUUAGGUUAGGGUUCUAGGCUCUCUUCUCCCACAGGGUUAGGUUAGGGUUCUAGGCUCUCCUCUCCCACCGGGUUAGGUUAGGGUUCUAGGCUCUCCUCUCCCACAGGGUUAGGUUAGGGUUCUUGGCUCUCCUCUCCCACAGGGUUAGGUUAGGGUUCUAGGCUCUCCUCUCCCACAGGGUUAGGUUAGGGUUCUAGGCUCUCCUCUUCUAGAUGUGCAAUCAUGUUAACAUUCCAUUCUUCCAGUCCUAUUGUUUCAGCUGUACCAGUAAACAUGACUUAUUUUAUUAUUAUUUUAUAUUUUUAUUGUGUAUGCGUUCUGAUGUGUGUGUAGAACCACUAGUCAAAGGGUGUAAAAUGUGAAAUAUGGAAAUCCAUGUUGUUUUUUUGCUUUUGCAUUUUCCCUUUUUCAGAUGUAUUAUGUUUGAUUUUUGGAGACAGUCCAACACAAAAACAAACUUUUGUACAUAAUCCUGUAAAUGUCUUUAAAUACUUGAGCCUUUUCUGGGGUGAAGGAAGGAAUGAUGCCUCUAAAGGUAUUAGCAGAGGCAAGGGAGGAAGUGCUUGAUGAAGAAAAAGCCUUACGUUUCAGUUUCUUCAUGUGUGUGAGUUUGAUGCUUACAGGGUUGCUCUGGUUACGUGUAUACAUUUAAGUGCUGCUUACAUCAGUGAGAACGAUAUGGAGUAGCAAUGGCCCCCUAUUUUAUUUUUAUUUUUUAGCUUUACUUUUUUAAAGAAAAGGGAAAAUAUGUUCAUAAAAAAAAUUGUUUUAAAUUUUCAUUACUGAAAAUUCAACAAUGUAGUAGCUCAUGUUGCACUGAGCUUGCCAGUGGUGGCUGACAAGGUGAUCCUAUUAUCAAGUUUGUUGGUUGUUGUCCUUUACAGAAGACUGAACUGUUUUAGGAGUAUUUAAUGAAAACCAAGUUGGGUGUUUUCCACAGAAAGUGGUUGUCAAGUUUGUAUGGCCUUACAAUGUAUUUUAUUCAGAUUUUUUUUUUUUUUUUGCAUUUUCUUUUUCUACAGUAUAAACUAUUGCUCACGGUCGGUCUGGCAAGUUAAUUUAUUAGCGAUGCGUCUCCAACUUUCCUUCCACUUGGAAAGAUUUCAUGUUGGUUAUAUUGCCAGUUUUUUUUUUUUUACUUUUGCAGUUUGUACUAAAGGUUUAAUAAAAACGUACAGACAA
Molecule: messenger RNA, 7407 nt
Organism: Oncorhynchus keta (chum salmon)
Lineage: Eukaryota; Metazoa; Chordata; Actinopteri; Salmoniformes; Salmonidae
Product: protein Jumonji-like
Exons: 19
Coding region: 494-4369 (1291 amino acids)
Biological process (GO): chromatin remodeling
Cellular component (GO): nucleus
Molecular function (GO): DNA binding; histone demethylase activity
Source: RefSeq, a predicted model, not a curated record